AUGCAUGGCAGUGAUGGGUCCCACUUCCUUUCAGAUGUGGUUGAGGUGGAGAGGAAAGGAGGAAAGGAGGAAAGAAGGAAAGAAGGAAAGAAGGGUCAAUUUGCUGAUGCGGAUUCUAACCGAUUUCCAGUGUCCGCCACAUCAGCGAUUUCGUGUUCUCCCAGCGGUCACCCACACCCACGUGUCGUUUUAGUUUUCUUGUAUCUGUCUGUAUGCGCAAGGCCAGGUUCAGUUGGUUUUAAAUUAUCCAGAGAACAUUGCGUAUGGAAACCCUGCUACCAACAAAUCAGUGCAAGAUAG
Prunus armeniaca (apricot) is the source of this 300-nucleotide messenger RNA. Lineage: Eukaryota; Viridiplantae; Streptophyta; Magnoliopsida; Rosales; Rosaceae. The record is from the annotation of a GenBank genome assembly.